GGCCGCGGCGAUAUACACGCUUCCAUCCGCCAGUGGAGCUGCAUCGAAGGGACGAGCACAUUCCUAGUCCGCCGCCACACACCGACAAGCACACAAUCCGUUCGACAUGGCCGACCAACUAACAGAGGAGCAGAUUGCAGAGUUCAAGGAGGCCUUCUCCUUAUUCGACAAGGAUGGCGACGGCACUAUCACCACCAAAGAACUCGGCACCGUCAUGAGGUCGCUGGGUCAGAACCCCACAGAGGCCGAGCUGCAGGACAUGAUCAAUGAGGUGGACGCUGACGGUAAUGGAACCAUUGACUUCCCAGAGUUUUUGACCAUGAUGGCGAGGAAAAUGAAGGACACAGAUAGCGAGGAGGAGAUCCGUGAGGCUUUCCGGGUAUUUGAUAAGGAUGGAAACGGCUACAUCAGCGCCGCAGAGCUUCGUCACGUCAUGACGAACUUGGGCGAGAAGCUAACGGACGAGGAAGUGGACGAAAUGAUCAGAGAAGCAGACAUCGACGGAGACGGACAGGUCAACUAUGAAGAGUUUGUACAGAUGAUGACUGCAAAGUGAAGCUUGCUCGCCCUAUUCUGUCCCCUUAGAAGAAAAAACAAUGAAAAAAAUGGGAAAAAAAAAAUCCAAAUGUUUUACUUACCUCUUGGAGAAAAAAGUUCAUUUAUUCAUACUGUUUCUGUAUAGAAAAUAAUUGAAUGUUGAAAUACAAGAUCCCUCUGUCCACACAGAGAAAUAUUAAGAAAAAAAAAAACACAAAAAAUAUCUGCAUGAAAAAGAUGGUUAGUGAUCCUUCCCUCCUCCCUCCCUCCCUCUUUCCUCUGGAGAUAAUUUAGCAUCAGUACUGAACAAAUAAUAACUUUCACCCUGUAACGACUACUUUCAGACUAAAGCAAAGAAGUUGGUGUCCAGUUCCAUUUGCUCGUAGUAAAUGUCCGGGCUGGCCAUCUCCUCUAUAUCUCUCUUUUUCUGUUCUUUGUGCAUGCAAGCUUGAGACCGGAGCACACACAACCCCCGUUCCUCCCUCGCCCCACACCCUGACCCUCCUCCGGGCUACCAGAGCGUGCUGAUUCCACUAUACGCUGUCCUCUUAAUGGUUUGGUACAAUUUUUUUUUUGUAUUUGGAGAGGAACCCUGUAAUGUUAAGAUGAGAGGCUAUUCCAGGUUCUGACUCAUAAAGCAUAAAGUGGAAUGGGACUUAAUUGUAUGCUAGUUAAUAUUGAGAAAAAAAAACGUUUAAAAAAAAAAACAUUUAAAAAAAAAACAAAAAAAAAAACCCAACAUUUUGGCAUGUUCUUUUAUUUUGUGUUUAUGUUGUAUGGAUGACCAUCUUAGUAGUUGUGUGUCCUGCCCUUUAAAAGGAGGAGGGGGGGGACUUCAAGAGUCUUACGGUGAGCUUUCUUUCUUUGAUUUUUUUUUCUUUCUUUCAUUCUUUCGCUGAGAUGGGAGUGUCUGUCCUGUUUUCUUGCAAGAGAGAGAAUCACUGGCCUUCACUUUUCUUUUUCUUCUGUUUCUCGACUCGGACGAGUGAGCGUUGUGCUGCGUUCACAGCACACGCUGUUAAGGAGCACACCGCCGCUCUUCAUCUGAGUUCAGUUUACAUUCAUUCCAAGUUGUACAUGCUAUAGUUUUUUUGUUUUGUUUGUUGUUGUUGUUUUUUUUCUUUUUCAAAUAAAAACCAUGGACUUUA
Molecule: messenger RNA, 1685 nt
Organism: Phycodurus eques (leafy seadragon)
Lineage: Eukaryota; Metazoa; Chordata; Actinopteri; Syngnathiformes; Syngnathidae
Gene: calm1b
Product: calmodulin 1b
Exons: 6
Coding region: 107-556 (149 amino acids)
Molecular function (GO): calcium ion binding
Source: RefSeq, a predicted model, not a curated record